GUGUCAGUUCAGUUGUCUUGUCAGUCAUUUGUCAGUUGUGUUGCUAUGCCUUGUAAAACAGUGCGUGCAAGUUUUUUAAUACUAAUUCUUGUUAAAAUUUCACGUUUUUUUCUUUAAUUAAUUCCACUGCAAAUAUUAUUCCAAAAAAUAUACUUUCUUCAUUUUCCUAAUUCCUCUCAGUCGUUACGAAUUUUCAUGAUAUUCAACAGGUUGCAGAUUUUUUUUUACUAAACAUUCCAGACAGAAAAAAUCCUUCAAGAAAAACGGGAUGCUUAGAAAGCAAAAAAAUUUACGUGAACAUUUUAUUUGCUCCCUGGUGAUAAUAUUCGCGUAGAAAUCGAGGAAAAUUGUAUAGUGAAUAGUGAAUUUCCACGCAGAUGUUCAAGUGGAAUUCCACGGGAAUAUUUUCAUCCGGGUUACAAGUUUCUGUUCAUCUGGGAUUAUAGGAUGAGAAAAAUGUCUAGUCAGAAUAAAAAAGGCGGAAAGAAAAUGAAGAAAACUCAAAUGGAUGAAAAUAAAUUAAGAAAGGAGUUGAGAAAUCAGGGAAAAUCGAAAGAAAAAUCUGAAGAUAGUGUUAGUGAUAUUCCUAUUGGGGCGGUUGAUAUUUCAUCGAAACCGGUAGAAGAAAUUCGAUUGGGUGGAAUCGAGGGUGGAGCCACCCAUUCAACUCUUAUUGUGAUUGAUGGAAAGGGUAAUAAAUUGACGGAAAUUAAGGGACCAUGUACAAAUCAUUGGGCACUGGGGAUGCAAGAAACUGCUGCAAGGAUCAGUGGCAUGAUUUCGAAAGCGAAAGAGGAACUCAAAUUGCCAACAUCAGAACCUCUGGAUUGUGUGGGGUUGACCCUAAGUGGUUGCGAGGAAGAAGUGACAAAUAAAAGUUUGACUGAUACCUUGCUGAAAGAACAUCCGAAUACAUCAAGGGAUUAUUUUGUCGGUUCUGAUACUCUGGGCAGUAUCAAAACCGGCUUAUCAGAUGGCGGUGUCGUGCUGAUUGCCGGAACCGGAAGCAAUGCACUUUUGAUUAACCCUGACUCCUCGGCACACGGUUGUGGAGGUUGGGGGCAUAUGUUGGGCGAUGAAGGAGGAGCUUUCUGGAUAGCUCACAGAGCCUGUAAAUAUAUUUUCGAUGACAUCGAUGGAUUGGCGAAAGCCCCUCAUUCGAUCGAUUACAUUUGGUCAGCGAUGAAGAAUUUUUUUCACGUAUCAGAAAGACAUCAGAUGUUGAGACACUUGUACGUUGACUUCAACAAAGGCCAAUUUGCUCUAUUCACCAAGGAAAUUGCCUCUGGCUGUGAAAAAGGAGAUCCUCUCUGUUUACUUCUUUUUGAGGACGCUGGAAAAGUUUUAGCUAAACAUGUUGAAGCCGUUUACAAAAAGGCACAUAAUGACCUGAAAUUGGCCGAAGGCGGAUUGAAAGUAGUGUGUGUGGGAUCCGUCUGGAAAUCCUGGAACUGGAUGAAAAAAGGAUUCACCGCUCAAAUUCGCCGAGGACAAGUCGUGGACGAAUUAACUCUUCUUUUGUUAAAAACAUCUUCAGCUUGGGGCGCCUGUUAUCUAGCCGCAGAAAAGGUCAACUGUUCUUCUGUGAAAAAAGUUUACAAAGAACAUUCAGAAGUCAUCUAUCACUACAAACGCAAUUUAUGAAUUGUAGAUUGACCCUUUUUUUAAAGAAAAAAAAAUAAUAAUUUAAAAAAUUUUUUUUUAAUCUUUAAGAAGUGCAAUAGAGUUCUUAAACUGUAAUUUAGAAUAAAUUUUUAAUAAGUUAUACGAAGAUGUCAUAUAUUUUCGUACACUGUAUUUUAAGAAUUAAAG
Messenger RNA from Belonocnema kinseyi, 1812 nucleotides. RefSeq names its product N-acetyl-D-glucosamine kinase (gene Nagk). The record is from RefSeq and is a predicted model, not a curated record. The transcript is spliced from 7 exons. NCBI's taxonomy places the organism in Eukaryota, Metazoa, Arthropoda, Insecta, Hymenoptera, Cynipidae. The coding region runs from base 448 to 1644 and encodes 398 amino acids. Gene Ontology annotation, molecular function: N-acetylglucosamine kinase activity.